Molecule: messenger RNA, 3175 nt
Organism: Physella acuta
Lineage: Eukaryota; Metazoa; Mollusca; Gastropoda; Physidae
Product: elongation factor G, mitochondrial
Biological process (GO): mitochondrial translational elongation
Cellular component (GO): mitochondrion
Molecular function (GO): GTPase activity; translation elongation factor activity; GTP binding
Source: RefSeq, a predicted model, not a curated record
GGAUAACUCUAAAUGUAUCGGCAUGGCUAUUACUUUCAUAAUGUCGGUGUAGCACUUGUUGGAUAUCCUAAAUUUUCAAGGACAUUGGCUCUACACUGUUUAUUCAAGCAUAAAUAUUAUUUAUUAUAUAUUUUGAAAAAUCACCCAUACAAAAUGAGUUUAAGAGCGCUUUAUAUUACUCACUUACCUUCAGUAUUGGGGAAAAAAUUCACUCAAAAGUUAUCAUGUUCAUGCUGGUAUUCCACAAGAAAAGUUGGAGAAGUGAUAGCAGAUAUAGAGAAAAUCCGAAACAUUGGGAUCUCAGCCCAUAUUGAUUCUGGGAAAACUACAUUGACAGAACGCCUUCUAUUCUACACUGGAAGAGUGGCUGAGAUGCAUGAGGUAAAGGGUAAAGAUCUUGUAGGAGCAAAGAUGGAUUUUAUGGAAUUAGAAAGACAAAGAGGAAUCACCAUCCAAUCAGCUGCCACUUAUGUCAUGUGGAAAGAUCACAAUAUAAAUAUUAUCGACACUCCUGGGCAUGUGGACUUCACCGUUGAAGUUGAGAGAGCGUUGCGUGUGCUAGAUGGUGCAGUCCUUGUGUUGUGUGCAGUGGGGGGUGUCCAAAGUCAGACGUACACAGUCAACAGGCAGAUGAAGCGUUACAAUGUCCCCUGUUUGGCUUUCAUCAACAAGCUUGACAGGCAGGGUUCUAAUCCCAGCAGAGUGCUACAUCAGCUAAGAUCCAAACUACUUCAUAAUGCAGCAUUUGUAAACAUUCCUAUUGGCCUUGAAGGAAACCUUAAAGGCAUUGUUGAUCUUAUUCAUGAAAAAGCCAUUUAUUUUGAGGAGCCCCAUGGACUUACGUUAAGAGAAGAUGAGAUUCCUUCAGAUCUUAGGGCUGAGGCUAAGGACAAAAGACAAGAGAUGAUUGAAAUGGUGUCAAAUGUUGAUGAUCAGCUAGGAGAAAUAUUUUUAGAAGAGAAAACCCCCACAGCCCAAGAUAUCAUGUCGGCCAUCAGACGUGCAGCCAUCAAGAGAAACUUUACUCCUGUCUUGGUUGGUUCAGCUUUAAAAAAUAAAGGGGUGCAACCUUUGCUGGAUGCAGUUUUGAAUUACCUGCCCAAUCCAUCAGAGGUUACAAAUAUUUGCUUGGAUAACAGUGCAGGGGUUGAAAACUCAGUGAAGUUUAACCUGAAUCCUGCCAGAUCAAUUGAUCCACCUUUUGUUGGGCUGGCAUUUAAGCUGGAGGCAGGAAAGUUUGGCCAGCUUACUUACAUGAGAGUCUAUCAAGGUGGAGUCUGCAAAGGGGACACAAUCAUCAACACAAGGACACAGAAGAAAACUAGAGUACAGAGACUUGUCAGGAUGAAUGCAGAUGAGAUGGAGGAUGUGAGUGAAGUAUAUUCCGGGGACAUUUGUGCACUCUUUGGUAUUGAUUGCCAUGGUGGAGAUACUUUUGUCACUAAAGGAAAUCUUCAUCUUUCAAUGGAGUCUAUGUUUAUCCCUGAACCUGUCAUCUCAAUGUCCAUCAAACCUGUGAAGAAAGCAGAUAUUGAAAGUUUUUCUAAGGGGAUCGCCAGGUUCACCAAGGAGGAUCCAACAUUUCGGGUACAGUGGGACGACGAAUCUAAGGAGUCCAUUGCCUCGGGCAUGGGAGAACUGCAUCUGGACAUUUAUGCACAGAGACUGGAGCGUGAGUUUGGCGCCCAGUGUGUGCUGGGCAAACCCAAGGUGGCCUUUAGGGAAAGUCUGCUCAAGCCCUGCGAGUUUAAUUACCUGCACAAGAAGCAAACAGGUGGACAGGGCCAGUAUGCUCGGGUCAUUGGGGUCGUAGAGCCUCUUGGAGCAGAGAACAACACACAACUGGACUUUGUCAGUGAAAUUGUUGGUACAAGUGUCCCCAGACAAUAUAUUGCAUCAGUCAAAGCAGGCUUCCUAAAAGCUUGUGAGAAAGGUGGUUUGGCUGGGCACAAGGUGGCUGGCAUCAGGUUCAGGCUUCAGGACGGUGCUAAUCAUGCUGUUGAUUCAAGUGACCUGGCUUUUCAAUUAGCCACAGAGAUGGCCAUGAAAGAAGUUUUUGAAUCUGGGAUGUGGAACAUUCUAGAACCAGUUAUGACAGUUGAAAUCAAUGCCCCAGAGGAAUACAAAACAGCAGUCAUUCAAAACAUCAUGAAAAGAAAUGCAGUCAUUCAAGGCACUGACAGUGUUGAAGGAUUCUUCACCUUGUACUGUGAGGUUCCUUUAAAUGACAUGUUUGGGUACGCCACAGAGCUGCGCUCCCUGACACAAGGGAAGGGAGAGUUUACAAUGGAGUACAGCAGAUACUGCCCAACACAGGCAGAGGUGCAGGAGAAGCUGAUACAGGAAUACCAGGAGCUCUCAGAACAACAACAGAAAAAGAAGAAAAAUUGACCCUAAUCUUAUGUUUAGAGUAAAUAACACUGUUAUCUUUGGUAAAAAGGAUUGUGUUUAGCAUUGAAUAAACAUGCCCAGAUUCUUUCAACUGGAUAAAUUCACACAAGUUUUAAGAAUCAACAUUUAAAAUAGGGUUUACCAUUUCAUUGUUUGUUAAAUAUGGUCUAGUUCAGCUGUUGAGAGACAUGGACAAGAGCUAGGAGAGGGGCAAAAACUUUUACAGAAAUAUCCAAUCUAUGUAAAUUAAAAAUAUACAACUAUAAAUUAAUAAGUACAUGUGCAAAUUCAACUGGAUAAAUUCACACAAGUUUUAAGAAUCAACAUUUAAAAUAGGGUUUACCAUUUCAUUGUUUGUUAAAUAUGGUCUAGUUCAGCUGUUGAGAGACAUGGACAAGAGCUAGGAGAGGGGCAAAAACUUUUACAGAAAUAUCCAAUCUAUGUAAAUUAAAAAUAUACAACUAUAAAUUAAUAAGUACAUGUGCAAAUUACGUUUUGUCUCCAUCACCUCAUCAUCUUUUCCUGUUCUUGAGCUAGAAAUGUGGCAGAUGAAGUAGAGUUCAUUUGUUUCAAUCACCCCAGCAUACAGUGAAAUAGUCUCCAUGGACUGCUUGAUUGCCUUGACGGCAUCCUACAGUCAUUCAAAGUAAAAUACCAGGUGAACAGCAAUUUAUCAGUGUACAAAAUGAUGGCCCAGAGCUCAUUAAAGUGUUGUAUAUUGAGUAUUUAGUAAAAAAAUAAAUUAUUCAGCAUCUGUGAAAGUAUAAAUUUGCUUAGGGUAAGA